Centropristis striata (black sea bass) is the source of this 1336-nucleotide messenger RNA. Its product is annotated as immunoglobulin superfamily member 6. Bases 250 to 936 code for a protein of 228 amino acids. The record is from RefSeq and is a predicted model, not a curated record. Lineage: Eukaryota; Metazoa; Chordata; Actinopteri; Perciformes; Serranidae. The transcript has 6 exons.
UAAUAACACAAAAUCUUUCAUUGUGACAAUAUCAUCAUUUAAUCUAUUUGUUGCUGAUUUUAUCCCUACUAUCAUGUCAUGCUACUAUAAACAUGCUUCUGUUGCGUUAGAGUUCAGCUGCAGCGGACAGUAAAACAAGUAGGAACUAAGUGUUAAGGAAGUGCAGCGCACUACUUCCCAUGUUGUCACCCAUUUAGAAAGCCUCAUGUGAGGAAUAAUGAGAUCAUUUCUAGCUGUGAAGCCUCAGACAUGGACCCGCUGCUCUGGUUGUCGCUCCUGCUCACCUACCUGCCACUAACAGAGAGCAUGAAAAAAGAAGAGAGCUGCUUAUCACAGCAAAAUGUGAUUUGGCGGAAAAUUGGAACAUCUGUUAAUCUGAAGUGUGACGUCUCUCAAGACUGUUCAGCUGCAGGUCUGCAUUAUGAGUGGUUUACUUUCAAUGAAAACUCCCAUUUUCCCCUCAACGUGGACAGCAAUCCCUUAAAAUACAGGCUGGAGGGAGGGUCUUUAUCCAUCAGGAGCCUCCAGAGCAACGACAGCGGUAUCUACCACUGUGCUGCAGCGUCCAGAGGAGCUCCAGCAGCAGGCAGCCAGCACGUCGGCCUGGGAACAACCCUCAUAGUGAAGGAGCAAGUUAGAACAACAGUGCGGUUCAAUCUGCUGUGGGUUUCUUUUGUCCUUUUGGCCAUCUACAGCGUGGCUGUAGUGACACUUUUUAUAAAGAAGUUUUGCUGCAACAAGAGCGCCGGCAGAAGGACGAACAAAACUGGGAAGAAAAACUCGACAAAAAAAGCACAAUUCCGUGACGUGCUGCAUGAAAUGUACAACAGAAGGAACAUGGACCGAGGCAGUAAGACUGGGAGCAGAAACCAUCGAGAAGAGACUGCAAGCAACGACUUCAACAGCUCAAAUGAUGACAUCUAUCAAAAUGUAUAAAGUGUCAUUCAGGGAUUUUAAAUGACACUUAUAUAUCAUCAUCACAGCCAUGAAACACCAGAUGGAGAAUAUGUGACAGCAAAUCAUCAAGUGACUUUUUAUCAUAAAGUGAGACAUCACCACAACAAAGACUUUUUAUUUCCUGUUUUCAGUUCAGUACUGAUAGAUGGAGAGCCCUCACUUUAACCCUUUGGAGUUUGGGGCUAUUUUGUUGGUUUUUGACUCCUUUUCAUUCUGUAUAAACAACUUAAAAAAGUGUUCACCAUGCCAUGUUGGUGUGGUUUUUCAGCACAACCUCACAGAUAUGACCUGAUUAUUAUUUUUUUCAUUUUGAUUUACUGGAUCAACAUGUUCCAACACAAAAAACACACAAAAACACACCAAACACACACAAAAUUAC